Messenger RNA from Plasmopara halstedii, 423 nucleotides. RefSeq names its product chromodomain protein, putative. The coding region runs from base 1 to 423 and encodes 140 amino acids. The transcript has a single exon. The record is from RefSeq and is a predicted model, not a curated record. NCBI's taxonomy places the organism in Eukaryota, Oomycota, Peronosporomycetes, Peronosporales, Peronosporaceae.
AUGACUCAACACGGGAAAUAUACUGUCCUUACGAAUGAUCACAUUCCUGUGUCGGUAUCAGUAGCUGAUAGUUUAAUUGAGCGGGUGCGUUGCUUUGUAAAUGACGAUCCAAAGAUGCCACUUACGGAUGUGCUUAAUUACAUUGGUGAUGUAUCGGGUAAGAUUCAGCAGUACAAUGUCAAAAAAUAUAUAUCACUUCUACAAAAAAUCAUCAACGAUCAUGGUCUGACAGGUAUGAACAUUCCAGGAGUCAAUCUUGGCAAGACCUACAAGAUGUCCAAUGUGAAGAGUUGGAUCGAAGAAUAUGCCAGCUUCUUCGACUUUUACCGCAGUCUUGGUUUUGGUGAACAAACGUGUGAUUAUGGGAAACUGAAUCAGCAGCUUGACCAGGUACCAGUCUCCGGCUUCAAUUCUGGUCGAUAA